CUUAUGUAACAUCUUCCAACGACAACACGACUCGAACUAGGGUUUUCGCUUUAUCACUGAUGCUCUGCAACUUGUUUAUAAAACCGCAUAACUUUCAAGCUCUGCUCUAAUUUCCCUCCAAAUCUUCCAUUCCCGUUUUCCACAUUCAAUAAAACAAGCAACUUUUUUCGUCUUUUAACUAUCUAAUUUCUCCUCUUUUCCCAACGAAAAGAAGUAAACAAAAAGUUUGUUCCCCUUUUCCACAAUAGUGCCCUUUGUUCUCUUAACAGACCAUACCAAUGGCUUCUCGUUUCCAGGCGGUAACACUGGUGGACUCACCAUCGUAUCCUAACUCCAUCGCCUGGUCCGACGAGAACCUAAUUGCCGUGGCAUCCGGUCACUUGGUCACCAUUCUGAAUCCGGCAUUGCCCUUUGGACCUCGAGGUCUGAUCAGUAUAAACAGGAGUGAACCUUAUCCCAUUGGAGCGGUAAAAAGAGAAGAUCUAGCAUCUGGCUGUUUGUUACCCACCACUUUAAAUCGGGAUCCUCGUCCUUCUGUUCGAUCAGUUUCAUGGUCUAAUCUUGGAAUGGCUCCCAACUCUGGGUGCUUUCUGGCUGUUUGCACCACAGAAGGGCGUGUAAAGCUCUAUCGUCCUCCCUUUCGUGAUUUUUGUGCCGAAUGGAUAGAGGUUUUGGAUUUAACUGAUAGGCUUUAUGAUUAUCUUGCAAGUAUUAGUUUCGAGGAUCCAGAUAUUCCUCCCUCAGAAAUUUCUAAUUUCGCCCAGCCACUUGUCAAGACCUUCAAGGAGCCAGUGACAAAUCAUGGUUAUGUUGAUGAUCCUACAGAUUCUGUUUCUGUGGAGGAACAGAAGCGCAGAAAGGUGAAUAACUUUGGUGUUAGGAACGCUGGCUUGGAAACUUCUUGUGACCAAACAUCACGUGGGCCCAGCCCUUCCCCUGAAUUGGAGGGACAGGGUCCUCCCAAGGGGAGGUGCACGAAAUCUGGCGGACGAAAAAGUUCACAUCAGAUAGUUCCUGCUACCAGAGGUAGAGGAAGAUCUGCCAAAAAACCACCUGAAGUUUGUAGCCUACCUUUGAUAACAGCAGAUCAAUAUGCUUCACGCAGUGCAAUGCUAUCAUCACUUGUUGUUGCCUGGUCUCCCCUGCUGAAAUUAUCAUCUAGAAUUUGUGGGGCUCCUGAAAUUAAUUCAUCCAUCUGCUUCUCUCUGCUAGCGGUUGGUUCAAAAUCUGGUAAAAUUUCAUUCUGGAGAAUCAAUGUACCUGAGUACUACUCUAUUGAGCAAAGUUUGGCCCCUACUAGAGUGGAGCUCAUUGGGAUCCUUAAGGCACACAGUUCCUGGGUCACAGCAAUAAGUUGUGCCUUGCUUGCUUCUGAUUCUUCUAGUCCUCAAGUUUUAUUAGCUACUGGAAGUUCUGACGGGAGUGUAAGGAUAUGGAUAGGGCAUGGGGAGGAAUUUUUAAAGUCAACAGAAGUCAAUAAUGCUCCAUUUUAUCCAUUGAAGGAGAUUAUAAAUAUUUAUGCUGUCCCAGUCUCGGUGCUUGCACUUAUGCCCACUCAGUCACUUCAUAAAAUGCUUUUAGCGGUGGGCAGAACAUCUGGAGCUAUUGAAGUAUGGAUAGGAGAUACAUCUGUGAAAACAUUUAAUAAAGCUGGACCAUAUGAUGCUCAUGACCAAGUUGUUACUGGUUUAGCUUGGGCUUUUGAUGGAUGUUUUUUGUACAGCUGCAGCCAGGAUAAUUUUGUUCGUAGCUGGAGUUUACGUGGCAGUUCCCUGAGUGAAAUGCCCAUUCCUUCAAGUUCUCCUGGGCUGAGGAGCGUCAGUGAUAUGCCAGAUGUGUUUAUUUCAUGCCUUGGUCUGGUGGUAUCACCAAGUAAUCUUGCAGUAGCCAUGGUUCGCAGUUUUGAUGUUAAUCAGUUGGACCACAUGUAUGAGGCGAGGCUUCAGAAGGCUGCCGUUGAAUUUUUCUGGAUUGGUGGGCACCAAAAGGAUAUUCUGUCAAACACUUCCCUGGAAUUUGACAUUGAAGCCCUCCCUGGUUUUACAGAAAAAGAACUUGUUUAUUGGGAAUCCAAUAUUUUGUGGUCCUUAAAGCAAUAUGAACAUUGGGAUAAGCCUUUGGUUAUUUGGGAUAUUGUAGCAGCAUUAUUGGCCUUCAAGUGGUCUGCACCUGAUUAUGUUGACCAUGUUCUGGUUAAGUGGCUUUCAUCCUCAUUUGUGGAUGUUCAUGUGGAACGUUCUAUUGGAAAGGUUCUGCCACAUGUCUGUAAAAGUUUUUGUAAAGCUGCUUCACGCCAGUUGCACCUCCUAAACAUCAUUUGCAGACAAGUAAUACUACCGGAGUUGAAUGCAGAUGAAAUAAAUAGCAACUUGUUGAACUUUACAGUAGAUAAUCCCAAUUUUGCUCAAGAUAAGCAACAUAAGUUAUGGAUGGACUUACUUUCAAGAAGUGAAAAAGAACUGCGAGAGAGACUUGUGGGUAUUAGUUUUUCUGCUUAUAGAAGUUUCGCAUCCAACUCAGCCACCACUUCUUCUGAGCCUGGAUAUUGGUAUCCUUUUGGUAUGGCACAAAUGGAGCAGUGGGUUGCAAAUAAUAAUCAUCAAGUACACGACCAACUAAAAGUUGUGGCAACAGAGAUUAAAACCUGCAAAAGGUCUCGCUGCAUCGAACUUGCAGAAGAAGAUAAAGAGCAAUGUAGCUAUUGCUCAGCACCGGUUCCUUUUGAAUCCCCAGAAUUUGGGGUGUGCAGGGGAAUGGAGAGCAAUGGUAGCAGUGGGCAGAAGCAUAAGUUAGCAAGGUGUGCUGUUACAAUGCAGGUUUGCCCAAUCACACCUUUAUGGCUGUGCAAGUGUUGUCAAAGAUGGAUUUCCAAACUUGCACCGGAGUCACUAUUUAAGAUGCCCCAGCAAUAUUGUCUAGAUUAUAAAUUUUCACCUGAGCCGUCUUCUAUAAAAGUAGCCUCCAAACCACAAUGUCCCUUUUGCGGGAUAUUGCUACAGAGAUCACAACCCGAAUUUCUUCUUUCUCCACUACCUGUGUAAUCUUGAGUCUUCACCUGUAUAUUCGCUUAGAUCUCAUUUCACUUGAAUUUAUGCAAAACAUAACUCUCAGAGCCUCAGUAAUAAUCUAAAUAAUUGAUAUCUGCUGUUGCUUGCUUGUUUUAACCUGUAUAUUGGGUUUGGACUGACUAAGGAGUAACCCAAAUCCAGUUUGACAUUCAACAUUCACUACCUGGAAAUGUUCGCUUUUGAGAUGGGAGUGCUUGAAUUGACUUAAAUUUUAGUUGUAUCUAAUUCUCUCAAAAUUAUCAAUACAUCAUUGCUGAUGCUACUUUAUAUUA
This is a messenger RNA of Gossypium raimondii (Peruvian cotton), 3340 nucleotides long. RefSeq lists its product as hypothetical. Gene Ontology annotation, biological process: transcription initiation at RNA polymerase III promoter. Gene Ontology annotation, molecular function: protein binding; histone acetyltransferase activity. The record is from RefSeq and is a predicted model, not a curated record. NCBI's taxonomy places the organism in Eukaryota, Viridiplantae, Streptophyta, Magnoliopsida, Malvales, Malvaceae. Bases 279 to 3041 code for a protein of 920 amino acids. Gene Ontology annotation, cellular component: transcription factor TFIIIC complex. The transcript has 17 exons.